Molecule: messenger RNA, 795 nt
Organism: Drosophila ficusphila
Lineage: Eukaryota; Metazoa; Arthropoda; Insecta; Diptera; Drosophilidae
Exons: 1
Coding region: 82-639 (185 amino acids)
Source: RefSeq, a predicted model, not a curated record
GCAUUAAACAUUAAAUCGAACAAUCUGGUUCAGUGAAUGUGAGUUUUCAAAUAGUUUUGAAUAAAAUUUUCUCGUGUAAAAAUGAAGAAAAAUAAUAUUUGGAAUACGCUGCAGGAAGUUGACAAAGUCGAAGCUUCUUUUAACAAAACAUUGCGAAACAUCAACAAUAUCCAAAAUCGUUACAAAGUGGUUUCUGCUUUGAACAGAAAGGCUGCCGAAAGGCAGAAUUCCUAUGAACAGGAGAUCCAAUCUGCAAUUACAGAACCCAAAAUCACCAAGCCGUCGAAGAAAACGAAAACCAAGAAGUAUAAGGCCAAAACUCUGACCAAGAAGAAGAUUCUGACCAAGAAGACCAAGAGAUGUCCUCUGCCCAUCCUUCAACCUCUGCCUUCACCUGAAACUCUUUCUCAAAUGGGGGAACCUUUCGUAUGUGUCCAGACAAAUUGCGUAUACGAAAUUCAUAAGACAACCACUCAUGUGGUGGCUCGAAAACCAUAUCGGGGUUUCAUCAAGAGGCUUUAUCGAGCAGCAUGGCAAAAAAAUCGACAGGAUCAGAAUCCAGAUCUGUACAAAGAGUUGGAUCCGGACCGCGCCACAUUUUGCUGCUCCUGCUCCUCUUGCUGUUUUGAGUACAAAUAAAUUUGUUGUUCUUGUUUUUACCAAGCAUACCUUUAGGCUUUCCGAAAGCUUAAAGUUUGCCAGACAAAAUUUUGUACGAGCACCUAAAUUGUUGAUAAUAAAUCAAAGUUGUUUGUAUGCUAAAAAAGUAUUCACAAUUUACAAAAGAAAAUUAUA